AUGACGACGAUAGAUGGAGUAAUGGUGCUCUUCCCACCGCCAGAGGGCUAUGUGGUGAACUUUGACAACCCAGCAAGACAAGGUGUUCCAGAUGCGUAUCUCGUAGCUGGGUUCGGGUUGGCCAUCAGUUUCCUCUUCUUCAUGCAGAGGAUGUAUGUCAAGAUAUUUCUCACAGGAGGAUUGCAGUUCGACGAUUGGUUACUCAUAUUCUCAUACGCACUCGCUGUCGCGACAGUAGCUUUAUGUCUCGACAUGUUUGCUUCAGGGGCUGGAGGUGUUCAUGCUUGGGAAAUACCGAUUACAACAUUCAAUAGAUAUCUCAGGGACGUCUACGUAGCUGCCAUUAUAUAUGUCGUCUGCGGAUCCCUCGCCAAAAUUGCUCUCCUAAUUUUCUACCUCCGCCUGUCUCCUCAGAGAUGGUUCAAGAUUGCCGUUUACUCCUCUAUGUUCUUCAUCGGCGGAUAUACCGUUGGUCUGUUCUUCGCCGUCAUGUUUGCUUGCCAUCCUAUCAACAAAAACUGGGAUAUCACUGUUACAGGAGGUAGUUGCGUCAACCAGCCAGUAUUGUACUUUGCUACGGCAGCCGUCAAUAUCGCAAGCGACGUUAUCCUUUUUGUUCUCCCGCUCCCCAUGGUAUUUAAGCUUCAGCUACCUUUCAAGCAAAAGAUUGGCCUGAUGGGGAUCUUUACGAUUGGUUCUUUGACUGUUAUCACAUCCAUCGUGAGGAUAUCGCUUCUACCAGGAAUGUUAAAGAGUAUGGACUUGUCUUGGGAAAUUGCAUAUCCGAGUAUAUGGAUUAUCGUCGAGUCAAAUCUCAUUAUCAUGUGCGCUACGAUGCCGACACUCCGCAAGUUCUUCAAGCACGUCGCACCCAAGCUCAUCGGCGAGUCUCGCUAUGGCAGCAAAACAGGUCGAUCUUCGAAAUACGGCAAAUCUGACACUGCAGGCUCCAAGCUUGCCCCUUCGUCCCAAGGCCGACGUAAACGAACAAACUAUUCGCAAUUCGAUGAAGGACGUGAUUCACCUGCUGAAGACUUUAUUAUGGGACCCGUGAAGGGCGUGGGACAUGAGACGAGAACAAGUGUAGGGAACGCGGAUGAUACACAAACUGCUGGAUGGAUGGACUCGGAUUCAGAAAAGGGCAUCGUUGGCGGAACGAUCAAACCAGCCAUCUUACAGACGAAAACUGUGACGGUGCAGUAUGAGAGUUGA
This is a messenger RNA of Fusarium venenatum, 1212 nucleotides long. RefSeq lists its product as uncharacterized. Lineage: Eukaryota; Fungi; Ascomycota; Sordariomycetes; Hypocreales; Nectriaceae. The record is from RefSeq and is a predicted model, not a curated record.